Messenger RNA from Eimeria mitis, 411 nucleotides. RefSeq lists its product as uncharacterized. The record is from RefSeq and is a predicted model, not a curated record. The coding region runs from base 1 to 411 and encodes 136 amino acids. The transcript is spliced from 2 exons. NCBI's taxonomy places the organism in Eukaryota, Apicomplexa, Conoidasida, Eucoccidiorida, Eimeriidae.
AUGUUGCUUUUAUACUUAAAAAAUAUUUUUGUUUGUAAAAAUCUGCUGAAGGGGACAGCAGAAGAAAAAAACUGGGUCAAUAGGCGGGCAGCUGAGCUCUUUCGCAGCGACAAAGAGUUGCUGCUCAAAGAAAUUCGUAAAUGCGUUAAACAAUCCCAAGAAAGCAGUUUGCUGCCGGUGCAGCAGCAGCAGGCUCUUGCUGCUGCUGCUCCUGCUGACGAACGGGAGCCCCCAGCAGUUCCUGCUGCUGCUGCUGCUGCUGCUGCUGCUCCUGCUGCUGCUGCAGCAGCAGCAGCAGAAGCAGGAGGAGGAGAAACAUCUGCUGCUGCUGCUGCUGCUGCUUCAUCUGACGACGCAGAGAGUGAUGAAGUUGCAGCAGCAGCAAACCCCGCAGCAGCAGCAGCAGGAUGA